UGGGCAAGUAUUGACUUGAAAGCUGCUUUUAGGAUGUCUGAAGAUGAUGAAAAAGUUAAGCUCCGUCGAAUUGAACCUGCCAUUCAGAAAUUCGUUAAAGUGGCAAUUCCAACAGAUUUGGAGAGGUUAAGAAAACACCAAAUAAAUAUUGAGAAGUAUCAAAGAUGCAGGCUCUGGGACAGAUUGCACGAAGAGCACAUUAACGCAGGACGAACAGUUCAGCAACUCCGUGCCAAUAUGAGAGAGAUGGAGAAACUCUGUUUGCGAGUCCGACAGGAAGACAUCCCAGUUCUGCAGAGAAUGAUAAAUCCCGUUAAAGAAGAAGCUUCAUUUGCCAUAAAAGACUUCCUGCAGCUCCAUUCUCAAUCUGCAGAAGAACUUAAAAAGCAACUCGAAGUACAGGAGGAUGCCUCUUUAACCAGAUCUGCAACUGUAGGAGGAGAAACUUUAUAUAACACAGAGGUGAAGGAUGGCUCCCAAAGUUUAAUCCAGAUCUACUCCCGCCUUCCUGAAAUACCUCAGGAAGAAAAUGCAUCUGAGUCCUGGGAAUCUUUGGAAGAGGACUUGAUUCAGCUUAGCCAGUUGGUGACUGAUUUUUCUCUCUUAGUCAGCUCUCAGCAGGAGAAGAUUGACAGGAUUGAAGAACAUGUCAACAGUGCUGCUGUGAAUGUUGAAGAGGGAACCAAAAACUUGGGGAAGGCUGCAAAAUACAAGCUGGCAGCUCUGCCUGUGGCAGGUGCAGUCAUUGGUGGAGUGGUGGGGGGUCCUAUCGGUCUCCUUGCAGGCUUCAAAGUGGCAGGAAUUGCAGCUGCACUUGGUGGUGGGAUUUUGGGUUUCACAGGUGGAAAAUUGAUACAAAGAAGAAAACAAAAAAUGAUUGAGCAGGUCUCUUCCAGCUGUCCAGAGCUUUCCUGCCAAAGUGCCAAAAAAUCCAGCUGA
Antrostomus carolinensis (chuck-will's-widow) is the source of this 939-nucleotide messenger RNA. RefSeq names its product syntaxin 17 (gene STX17). The record is from RefSeq and is a predicted model, not a curated record. Lineage: Eukaryota; Metazoa; Chordata; Aves; Caprimulgiformes; Caprimulgidae. Gene Ontology annotation, biological process: vesicle fusion; intracellular protein transport; exocytosis. Bases 34 to 939 code for a protein of 301 amino acids. Gene Ontology annotation, molecular function: SNARE binding; SNAP receptor activity. The transcript is spliced from 7 exons. Gene Ontology annotation, cellular component: plasma membrane; autophagosome membrane; endomembrane system.